This is a messenger RNA of Propithecus coquereli (Coquerel's sifaka), 1818 nucleotides long. RefSeq names its product WD repeat domain 41 (gene WDR41). Gene Ontology annotation, biological process: regulation of autophagy. Gene Ontology annotation, cellular component: lysosomal membrane. Gene Ontology annotation, molecular function: protein binding. The record is from RefSeq and is a predicted model, not a curated record. The transcript is spliced from 12 exons. Lineage: Eukaryota; Metazoa; Chordata; Mammalia; Primates; Indriidae.
AGCGCGCGCCUCGGAAUCGCCGCAGCCGCCCAAGCCUUCGGCGGCUGCUCCGCGGACGGCUCCACAAACUAAGCCUCUGUGGCUGGGUGCGGGAGCGCUUCGGGGACAAAAGCCUUCCGUUUUCUGUGGUCUGCGCACUCUCACCCUCCCGUGGGCAAAUCCGGGGCGGCAAGUGUUAGCGUUUCCAUUGCGCUGUAGCCCGGGAGGUAGGAGGAGGCCGAGCCCCGGGCGGAGUUCGGGCUGACUGGGGCCUGUACCGGGCGAGACGCCGCCGCUGCCGGGAUGUUGCGAUGGCUGAUCGGGGGAGGCCGAGAACCUCAGGGACUGGCCGAGAAAUCUCCUUUGCAGACAAUAGGUGAAGAACAAACCCAGAACCCCUACACUGAACUGCUUGUACUGAAAGCUCAUCAUGAUAUUGUACGAUUUUUGGUACAGUUGGAUGACUACAGAUUUGCAUCUGCUGGUGAUGAUGGAAUUAUAGUUGUGUGGAAUGUCCAGACAGGAGAAAAACUUUUGGAACUCAAUGGACACACUCAAAAGAUAACAGCUAUUAUUACAUUUACUUUCUUGGAAUCUUGCGAAGAAAAAAAUCAACUCAUCUUGACAGCCUCUGCUGAUAAAACAGUUAUUAUAUCCUUAAAUGUGGAAGAAAGUAAAAUAGCUACAGUGACCCAAGGAGACACUACAUACAUUAUUAAUCUUUAUGAAUGCUUGAGUUUCUAGACUGACACACAUUUCAAAUCGAUUUUGCAGUGUUUGACUGUUCUUCAGAGACUAGAUGUUUGGCUGUCUGGUGGGAAUGACCUGUGCGUGUGGAACCGAAAAUUAGAUCUCCUGUGUAAAACCAGUCACCUUUCUGAUACAGGAAUCACUGCUUUGGUUGAAAUACCCAAGAACUGUGUUGUAGCAGCAGUUGGCAAAGAACUGAUAAUUUUCAGGUUGGUAGCACCCACAGAGGGAUCACUAGAAUGGGAUAUUCUUGAAGUUAAGCGCCUCCUCGAUCACCAGGAUAAUAUUCUGUCAUUGGUUAAUGUCAAUGAUCUGAGUUUUGUCACUGGCUCCCACGUUGGAGAGCUGAUCAUCUGGGAUGUCCUGGACUGGACCAUGCAGGCGUAUGAACGAAACUUCUGGGACCCAUCUUCACAACUGGACGCCCAACAAGAAAUAAGGCUCUGUCAAAAAUCAAACGACAUUUCUAUUCAUCAUUUCACAUGUGAUGAAGAGAAUGUAUUUGCUGCAGUUGGAAGGGGUUUAUAUGUGUAUAACCUUCAAAUGAAGCGUGUGAUUGCCUGCCAGAAAACCGCCCAUGACUCCAAUGUCCUGCACAUCGACAAACUUCCAAACAGGCAGUUAAUCUCAUGCUCAGAAGAUGGCAGUGUACGCAUUUGGGAGUUACGAGAAAAACAGCAGCUUACAGCUGAACCUGUACCAACAGGUUUUUUUAACAUGUGGGGAUUUGGAAGAGUGAACAAACAAGCCAGCCAGCCUGUUAAAAAACAGCAAGAAAAUGCCCCUUCAUGUUCACUGGAGCUUAUUGGAGAUUUGAUUGGACACUCAUCAUCUGUGGAGAUGUUUCUGUACUUUGAAGAUCAUGGACUAGUGACAUGCUCUGCUGAUCAUCUCAUUAUUUUGUGGAAAAAUGGACAGCGAGAAUCUGGAUUGCGCAGUUUAAAAUUAUUUCAAAAAUUAGAGGAGAACGGUGACCUGUACCUUGCUGUCUAGUUUAAGGAAUUAGGAGUACUUGUGCAUGAACCUUGAACAUCACAUACAGGGUAAUAUUCUGAAAACCAUAAAUAUAUCAAUCACUUAAAUUUGUAA